UUGAGGGGGUUCGUAGAUUGCUUGAGAAAGAUCUGGGGUUGGAGCCAUAUGCAUUAGACGUGCAUAAGAGAUUUGUCAAGCAAUGCUUGCUGAAGAGCUUAGAAGGGGUUGGAGAUGAUAAAGGUCCAAAGAUAUCUGGGGAUACAGGGAAAAAGUGGCAGUACACAGGAGAAAGAAGGAUCAACUGAAGAAAUCCAUUCAAAAAAGGAUGUAAAGAAUCUUUGUCCUGAUGAUGAAGAUAAAAUGGAAGAUUCUCCAGUAUUAGGUCUUCUACAUGAAGAAAAAUCAGUUAAACUUGAAACUGAGGAAGCUGAAGGCAAUGGCAAAAACGCAAUUCCAAGUGAGACCAUGAUUAAGAAAGCCAUUAGAAAAAGAUCUUCUUAUGUUAAAGCCAAUUCAGAGAAAGUCACAAUGGCUGGUCUUCGUCGACUGUUGGAGGAAGAUCUGAAACUUGAGAAUUUGCUCUCGAUUCCUAAAAAACUUAUAAGCCAGCAGCUAGGGAAGUGA
Messenger RNA from Prosopis cineraria, 507 nucleotides. RefSeq lists its product as uncharacterized. Lineage: Eukaryota; Viridiplantae; Streptophyta; Magnoliopsida; Fabales; Fabaceae. The record is from RefSeq and is a predicted model, not a curated record. The transcript has 3 exons. Gene Ontology annotation, cellular component: nucleus. The coding region runs from base 115 to 507 and encodes 130 amino acids.